Messenger RNA from Oppiella nova, 1312 nucleotides. Lineage: Eukaryota; Metazoa; Arthropoda; Arachnida; Sarcoptiformes; Oppiidae. The record is from the annotation of a GenBank genome assembly.
UUCUAUUGGACGACAACUUCGCGUCGAUAGUGACGGGUGUAGAGGAGGGACGGCUUAUAUUUGAUAACUUGAAAAAGUCGAUCGCAUACACACUCACCAGUAAUAUACCGGAGAUAUCGCCGUUUUUGGUGUUCAUCUUAGCAGACAUACCGCUCCCGUUGGGAACGGUUACCAUUCUGUGUAUCGAUUUGGGCACAGAUAUGGUUCCCGCGAUUUCAUUGGCUUACGAGAAGGCAGAGAGCGAUAUAAUGAAGCGAAAGCCCAGAGACGCCAAGAAUGACAAAUUGGUGAACGAGAGGCUGAUAUCCAUGUCUUACGGACAGAUAGGUAUGAUGCAGGCCAGCGCCGGCUUCUUCACCUACUUUGUCAUUAUGGGUGAGAAUGGCUUUUGGAUGAACGACUUGAUUGGUAUCCGACAGCAGUGGGACUCGAAAGCUGUGAACGACGUGAGAGACUCGUACGGCCAGGAAUGGACGUAUAACGAUAGAAAAGUGUUGGAAUUCACAUGUCAUACGGCUUUCUUCAUAUCGAUUGUGAUCGUGCAAUGGGCUGACCUCAUCAUCUGUAAGACCCGACGCAACUCAUUAGUACACCAGGGAAUGGAUAAUCAUGUGCUCAACUUUGGGCUCUUAUUCGAGACGGUGUUGGCCGCUAUCUUGUCGUACGGGCCCGGUAUGGAUAAAGCGCUCAGAAUGUAUCCAAUGAAGUUCAACUGGUGGUUAGUGGCCAUACCCUUCGCUAUAAUGAUCUUCAUAUACGACGAGAUCCGGCGAUAUAUACUGCGUCGCAAUCCCGGCGGUUGGGUCGAGAAGGAGACCUACUAUUAAGACUUUAUUUACACACAUAUUAUGAACACAAAGAUUAUGUUUACAAUUCAAUUAUAUGUACAUUUCGUUUACAAAUGAUUUACUUUUAUUGAGUUUUUUAUAUGUAUUUAAAAACGUUUUAGAUUUUUAUCGAUACUUUUUAUGGCAUUUACCGUAUACUGAGAAACAAAUACAAAGUUUUAUGUCUUUAUAUAUAUUUUUAAACUAAAAUCAAUGCUUUAUUUCUGGAAAUUAUUUGUUAAUAUAUUAAUUAUAAAGUAUAUUAUAUUUGUAUAUUAGAUGUGUCUUUGAAAUACUCCUUUUUCUCAAUGAAUUUGUAAAACACUUUUUAAUCGGAUUUAUUAUAUAAAUGACUUUUUCUAAGUGUCUGUCGACCGCUUCAAUAUCUGUGCCCUAUUUGUGGACAAAAUGUUUUAUAACUGAAAAUCUCGUUUUAUUGCUAAACAUUGAUAUCAAUCGUGAAUAAAUUGAUUCAUAAAAAUGAA